This is a messenger RNA of Mastomys coucha (southern multimammate mouse), 1520 nucleotides long. RefSeq names its product FtsJ RNA 2'-O-methyltransferase 1 (gene Ftsj1). NCBI's taxonomy places the organism in Eukaryota, Metazoa, Chordata, Mammalia, Rodentia, Muridae. Gene Ontology annotation, molecular function: tRNA methyltransferase activity. Bases 266 to 1246 code for a protein of 326 amino acids. The record is from RefSeq and is a predicted model, not a curated record. Gene Ontology annotation, biological process: cytoplasmic translation; tRNA methylation. Gene Ontology annotation, cellular component: cytoplasm. The transcript has 13 exons.
ACACAAAAUGAUGAGACUUACGUCAUAAGUUGGCCUCUUGUCUGGACCUCGGUGGAACUGAACUGUUUUACAAAGUAAACUUUACUACGUUGCGACAACCUGUAGGCGUGUGCGACAGGCCUUCGGGUCCACUCCGAACACCCAACUGGAGCCUUACCUUUUCUCGCCAGUUUGCACAUUCUUCUCGAGGCUAGUUAUCAGCCAGCCACCCUCUGUAUCCAAGAGCUGAGAACAGCAUCAGAGCGCUACCUACCAGCAGACUGAGAUGGGACGGACAUCUAAGGAUAAACGGGACGUCUACUAUCGCCUGGCCAAGGAGAAUGGCUGGCGGGCCCGAAGCGCUUUCAAGCUACUGCAACUUGAUGAAGAAUUCCAACUCUUCAAAGGUGUGAAGCGAGCGGUUGACUUGUGUGCAGCCCCAGGCAGCUGGAGCCAGGUGCUGAGCCAGAAGGUUGGGGCCCAGGGUUCUGGUCAGGUGGUGGCUGUGGACUUGCAGGCUAUGGCUCCACUCCCAGGUGUGAUACAGAUCCAGGGUGACAUCACUCAGCUUUCCACUGCCAAGGAGAUCAUCCAGCACUUUGAGGGCUGCCCUGCCGACCUAGUAGUGUGUGACGGGGCUCCUGAUGUCACUGGCCUCCAUGAUGUGGAUGAGUAUAUGCAGGCCCAGCUUCUGCUAGCUGCUCUCAACAUUGCUACUCAUGUCUUGAAGCUAGGGGGCUGCUUCGUGGCCAAGAUAUUCCGAGGCCGGGAUGUGACCCUGCUCUACAGCCAACUACGUAUCUUCUUCUCCAGUGUGCUCUGUGCUAAGCCCAAGAGCAGCCGGAACUCAAGCAUUGAGGCCUUUGCUGUGUGUCAGGGUUAUGACCCUCCUGAGGGCUUCAUUCCAGACCUGACCAGACCCCUGCUGAACCAAUCAUACGAUACAGAUUUCAACCAGUUGGAUGGUCCUACUCGUGUUAUUGUGCCUUUUGUGGCCUGUGGGGACCUCAGCGCCUACGAUUCGGACUGCACUUACUCUCUGGAUCUAGACGACGGCUCUGAAUACAAAUAUACUCCACCUACACAGCCCCCCAUCGCACCCCCAUACCAAGAAGCCUGCAGGUUGAAGAAGAAUGGACAGCUGGCCAAGGAACUCCUCCCCCAAGAAUGUUCCAUCAACAGUGUAGACAAGUUGCCCCAGCCUCUGGCUCUCCAUACCCUGCUAGCCCCCAAGGCGGAAGACAAUGAAAUUAAUUGUUCGUCUUAACACAUUAAGGUAUCAUCUAUGGGGACUGAACAGACCGACCUAGAGUGAGAAUCUACAACUCCAUCACGAUCAAGAAAUGGUGAAGAAGUCCUCAGAGCUGCAGGAGGGAUUUGUUGAGACCUCUCCUGGAGUGUCCUCUCCAAAGCAAUGGUUCUUACAUCAGGGACCUCCACCAAACAUGAUGGAGGAGUGUGUGAAUAUUGUCACUAUAACUGAAGUUCAGUUGUAUUCCCAAUUAACAAAUAUUGGCAAUAAAUCAGAACUGGAAAAGCCC